AUGGCAAUGAUUCAGCAUAAAGUUGUAUUUGUAGGAAAUUCAGCUGUAGGCAAAACAUCUAUCAUUAACCAAUAUAUGUACGAUUCUGUAUCAGCUGAUCACCAACCAACAGUUGGUAUCGACUUUUUCGCAAAAACAGUAAAUUACGAAGGCAAAUCUAUUAGAAUGCAGAUCUGGGAUACCGCAGGACAAGAGAAAUUCCAUUCAUUAAUUCCUUCUUACAUUCGUGAUUCUACAGUUGCAAUUUUUGUUUUUGAUAUCACAUCUCGUUCUUCAUUCGAAGAUCUUGAAAAAUGGUUCAAGAUGGUUUUAGAUAUUGCCAAUCCUAGACUUAUCAUUGUUGGCAACAAAUGCGAUUUAGACGCAGAACGUGAAGUUACUAAAGAUGAUGCCGAGAAAUACGCAAUUAUUAAAUCAGCAGACUAUAUCGAAACAAGUGCAAUUGCACCAACAAAUAUCACAGAACUCUUUAAUCUCAUCGCAUCUACACCAUCUGAAAGCGAAUCUACACCACAGAACACAAAUCAACUUGCUCUCGAUACAACACCACGACAAGCUCUGCCUGCUCCAGAGCCUACUCCAGCUGCAGCUCCAGCUCCUAGUGUUGACCUUACAAAGCCAGCAAACCCACAAGCUGGAGGUGGCUGUUCUUGCUAA
This is a messenger RNA of Trichomonas vaginalis G3, 657 nucleotides long. Its product is annotated as small Rab GTPase Rab6b. The transcript has a single exon. The coding region runs from base 1 to 657 and encodes 218 amino acids. NCBI's taxonomy places the organism in Eukaryota, Parabasalia, Trichomonadida, Trichomonadidae. The record is from RefSeq and is a predicted model, not a curated record. Gene Ontology annotation, molecular function: GTP binding; GTPase activity.